UGAGCAGCAUUUGCACAAUAAAGAUGGAGCUUGGGGAUAUCAUCUCUGUCUCGCGUGUCUUACUGAUGGAAAUGGUCCUGCAAGUUAAAACGGUGGGUCUCCGUCUCCCAAAGAUAAUAUAGGAUGUGCCGUGUGUUUGAGGCCUUGCCGUCUUCCCCCAGCUUCCAAAUGAAAGGGUGUGGGUUUUAUCGCGUAACAGCAGCAUCGACAAGCGGCAGGCGUAGAAUUAUAGAGGAAUAAGGUUGGAAGAAAGCUUCCAGAUAUCAUCUGUCAUAUGGCCCUGUCCCGAGGCCGAGCAAACUGUACCUGCAUGAUUUCUGUCCGGUGCUCGUCAGCCUGUUCUUAACCCAUCUCGAAGCUUUGCCACUGCUUCCGCUUUCUUUCCAGUCACACAUUUUGCGCUGUGGAUAAUUAAUUUCUCCCACAGAAACUUUCCAAAUUGGAAAAGACUUUGUGAUUCUUUAGACCGUGUCAACAGUUUACAGGCUGGUUCGUCCCAGAUCCAUGAGUAGCAGGGCAGAGGGAUCAGUGUAUCCGCGCCUCCGGAAAAGAGAAACAGGGGACCCCAAAAUAAUUUAAAACACCUGCAAUGAUCUGAGGUGAAAAAAACUAAUUUACUAAAUACAGUGUCAGCAAAAUCUAAUCAGAGAGAAAGAGUGUGUCUAAAAGGUGGAUAGGCCUCACCACAAUGCUGCGGUAAGAAGCGCAGUCCAUUUGAGCCAAUGAAGAAAGGCAUAUCAAGAAGAGCAGAUGGAGAAGCACAGGCGAAGAAGAGCAGGUGAAGAAGAGAGCAUCAGGUGACCUUGCCAGGACAUAUAUAUCCUUGCUGAAUGCAAAGCCCCCUGGGGAAAUGUAGUUCUUCUCCUCCGGAAAAGCAUCCGGAACUUGAGGAUCAGCCAUCAAACCACCAGUGCAUUACAUGAUGUUAUGGUGUGGAAUGCUGAUAACCAAAAAUCAUAAAACCAUGACAGACAGCAAUGUUGCGCUUCUGCUGUCUUUGAUAUUCGGCUGCCCUUCUGCAUAUUUCUUUUUUAAUAUGAACGGAACAUUAAGAAAAAAAACAAAAAAAACCAAGGUAGUAUUGUUCUGUAAAUUAAAGGAGGGUUAGCUACAGGCACCAUAAGGGUCGCAUGGAAUAAAGCAGGGAGAUUCUCCUUGGCCCUCCUCUUGCUAUUAAUAUGUUCAUAAAAACUAUGUUUUAAUCGUCUCGAGCAAUGGUGGCCACAUUAAGGUCUCGCUGGGCUUUUGCCCGUCUAAUUUUCUCCCUGCGUAUUCUAGCAACAUCCUUGCACUCUUCCCGAGUUGCCUGUCCCUUCCUGCGAAGAUGGCACACUCCUGGCCUGCCCGGCGAAUACGCGGUCGUUCGACGGGAGGGAUCGGAACCAAAAAGCCCCCAGCGCGUUUGAGGAGGAGCAGAUAAGGGCAAUCCCUAAUACCCGGGGCCUGUUCUGCAGGCCUCGUUUCCCCGCCGCAGGGGCGCCGCACUUAGAGGGCACAGCUUCCCUUCGCGGAGGCGCCCUCCCGCUCCCCCACGUCGCAUCCCCGCGCGCCCGGAGGCGCGCGCAAAGUCCCUGAGCCCCGAUAAGCACCGGGCCGACGGGAGCGGAGCCGCCAACAGGGCGGGGACAAGCGUAAAGGGCACGCGAGACAGCCAACCGAGGCGCUCGAACGGCCGGCGGCGCUCUGUCGACCCAAUGAGCGCCGCCGAGAGGCGGGGAUGGGCGGGACGGGGCGCGCCGAGCUGAGUCUAGCCGGUUCACGGCUGAGGGAGUAUUGUAGCGAUCGCGCCGUCAUGGCCGUGGGCAUCGUUAUGUCGCCGGCCACCUGGCGUGGUGGUGCCGCACUCUUCGGAAAAUUCUCUCGCCAGGAGUUCUCCGCCAACGUUAUCCGCGAAGAGGAGCCGUUAUGGACGAGGAGUGCCUUGCGUUCCGUGAUGUUUCAACGCAAGCUCCUAUGCUUUUUCCUAGCCGCUCGCGACAAGGCCGUUGUGAGGUUGUCCGAAGCAGAAGAUUCUGGCACAUCUCUUCACAGGCGUUUGAUGAUUGUUGGCGAGAAGUGUGCUGCUAACCUGGGCCUGACCGAUGGAUUCCGGAUGGCUGUGAGAUACCCCCCUUCAGGCCCUUCCGUCUACCGCACGCGUCUCUGUAUUCUGGGUGGCCGUCAGUUGGGCCUGCCUCCCGGCUAAGAUGUUUGCACCGCAGGAGUUGCUGCACUCGUACGGAUCGCCACCGAACGGGCAACAUGUGAAAUCCGUCAGUCUAGCCACCGUUGACAUAGAAUUGAUUUUGGUGGGUGCCUGUGGAGUGUAAUGAAAAGAUCUGAGCAGCAUUUGCCCAAUAAAGAUGGAACUUGGGGAUAUCAUCUCUGUCUCGCGUGUCUUACUGAUGGAAAUGGUCCUGCAAGUUAAAACGGUGGGUCUCCGUCUCCCAAAGAUAAUAUAGGAUGUGCUGUGUGUUUGAGGCCUUGUCAUCUUCCCCCAGCUUCCAAAUGAACGGGCGUGGGUUUUAUAGCGUAACAGCAGCAUCGACAAGCGGCAGGCGUAGAAUUAUAGAGUAAUAAGGUUGGAAGCAAGCUUCCAGAUAUCAUCUGUCGUAUGGCCCUGUCCCGAGGCCGAGUAAAUUGUGCCUGACUCAUUUCCGUCCUGUGCUCUUCAGCCUGUUCUUCAUCUAUUUCAAAGUUUUGCCACUACUUCUGCUUUCUUUUCAGUCACGGAUUUUGUGAUGUGGAGAAUUCAUUUCUUUUGUAGAAACUUUCCCAAAUUGAGAAGAUUUUUUGAUCGUUAAUACAGCAGUUGUUGCGCUUCUGCUGUCUUUGAUAUUAGGUUUCCUUUCUCUGUUUUUCUUUUUCAAUAUGAACAAAACAUUCAAAGAAGAAAACAACAGCAUAGUAUUUUUCUGUAACUAGAAGGAGGAAUAGCUACAGAUAACGGAAGGCUCACAUCGAAGAAGAGAAUAGAAAUCAUCCUUGGCUUUCCUCUUGCUAUUGAUAUGUUCGUAAAAACAAUGUUUUAAUCGUCCCUAACAAUGGUGGCCACAUGAAGGUCUCGCUGGGCUUUUGCCCGUCUAAUUUUCUCCCUGCGUAUUCUAGCAACAUCCUUGCACUUCCGGAGUUGCCUGUCCCUUCUUGCGAAGAUGGCACACUCCUGGCCUGCCCGGCCAAUACGCGGUCAUUCGACGGGAGGGAUCGGCACCAAAAAGCCCACAGCGCGUUUGAGGAGGAGCCGAUAAGGGCAAUCCCUAAUACCCGGGGCCUGUUCUGCAGGCCUCGUUUCCACGCCGCAGGGGCGCCGAACUUAGAGGGCACAGCUUCCCUUCGCGGAGGCGCCCUCCCGCUCCCCCACGUCGCAUCCCCGCGCGCCCGGAGGCGCGCGCAAAAUCCCUGAGCCCCGAU
Molecule: messenger RNA, 3390 nt
Organism: Lagopus muta (rock ptarmigan)
Lineage: Eukaryota; Metazoa; Chordata; Aves; Galliformes; Phasianidae
Product: adenosine 5'-monophosphoramidase HINT1-like
Exons: 3
Coding region: 1718-2185 (155 amino acids)
Biological process (GO): purine ribonucleotide catabolic process
Cellular component (GO): nucleus; cytoplasm
Molecular function (GO): hydrolase activity
Source: RefSeq, a predicted model, not a curated record